This is a messenger RNA of Porites evermanni, 885 nucleotides long. Lineage: Eukaryota; Metazoa; Cnidaria; Anthozoa; Scleractinia; Poritidae. The record is from the annotation of a GenBank genome assembly.
AUGCUAUUUUCUUCAUCCGAGUGCAUCACCUGGCUCGCUGUAACCCUUACCGUGGGUGUUGCUAUAGUAACAGUGAACCUUCUAUCAGUCAUUCUUUUUAUAAAAAACCGCAGUCUUCGCACUCGUCCCAUGUACCUAGUUAUAAGCCUGACCAUAGUUGAUAUGUUUGUCGGAGGAUUUUCUCACUUUGAUCUAUUUCGAUUGUUCGUAAACAUAUGCGACAUUGUGAAAAUGAACCUAAGCCAGGAACUGGAUGCGAUAAUUCACUUUCUUUUCAUCUGGUUUCCUCUGACCUCUCUAACAAACAUUGCAGCGAUUUCAUUGGAUCGGAUGCAUGCAACAAUUCGUCCCUUCGGGCAUCGCCUCAUCAAAAAGUGGAUCUACGGGGUAACAAUUGCUGCUGUCUGGGUUUUAGCUGCAAUGAUGACUGCGGCCAGGUCAAUCCCUCUACUACGAUAUAGAAAAUGGCAUAAAUAUGCUUUUUACGUAUGGUCAUCAUACUGUUGUUUGUGUCUAUUUGUUAUCUGUGUUUCUUACUCUUCCAUUGCUGUUAAAUUUUUGUGUGGAGCGCAUCCCCAGCACCAUGGUGCAGCCAACAGGCAAAGGAAACUGACCGUAACAUUAUUCAUAAUGACUAUUAUAUCCUUACUGAUGUGGGUACCAUAUACGGUUUUUGUUUUUCUUUCAUCUAUUUUCUUUCAAUCCCUUUCUUUCCAGGAAUAUGUACGUUUGACGUUUUCUUUAAAUAUUCUAUAUUUGAUGAACUCGCUUGUUAAUCCUAUUGUUUACACAAUCAGAAUUCCAAAGUUUAGGAAAGCUUUCCUGUUGUUAUUUAAAUGCCAACGAAGACAAAAUGCCCAAGAUAUUCCUCUUCAUGCGCUUUAA